Aspergillus ruber CBS 135680 is the source of this 346-nucleotide messenger RNA. RefSeq lists its product as uncharacterized. The coding region runs from base 120 to 296 and encodes 58 amino acids. The record is from RefSeq and is a predicted model, not a curated record. The transcript has a single exon. NCBI's taxonomy places the organism in Eukaryota, Fungi, Ascomycota, Eurotiomycetes, Eurotiales, Aspergillaceae.
AUACUUCCGCAAAAUUGCAGAGACAGCAGGUAUCGGUUAGUUGUAGACAUGCCGUGCAAUAUUUGGUGGGCUAAUUGCGCGAAUCCAGCUUGAACGUAGUGAUUGAUCGAUGUAGCCCUAUGGCAGAAUAUAUAUCGUGCUGUGUGCACUUCCGAUCCACCAUAACUACAUUUCAGCAAUUCUACCGCCUUCUCAUCACAAACCUAGUAGCACAAUUACUCUGCACUCAGUCCAUAACAAUAACCAUAUGGUGCUCGUAUUUGAUUCCAUCUGAAUUCCGUUUUUGGAACCCAUGAAAUGAAGCACAUAUGAUGUAAUGUCGUGAAUCGAAGGUGACAGAUUCUGA